AUGGACGUGCGGUUUGAGACGAAGCCCCCGAAGGACCCGCCUCCGUUUGGGCCACAGCUUCGACCCAAGCGUUUACUUUUCAUCAGGACUGGAAUCAGACCCGUUUUAAAUGAUCCUCAGGCUGCAUCCCGAACCGCACCUGAAUGCACGUGUUUACGACAGGAAGCCAUACUUGUGACUGCGCUGCUUCUAGAGGAAGCUCGCUCCCGUGUGUGUCUCUGCGCUGCUGCACGCUCGCGGUGUUCGGACCGGCUGUGCGCGCGCUUUACCGGCUCCGAGAAAGAAGCCAUAUCUGGAUCCUCUGACCUCGGCCUUUUAUUGCCCGAGUCUGAGUCUAAAUAUAUCGCAACCAAUCAGAUCACAGUCCCCGCCCCCAAUGUCACUAGAACCAAUCAGAUCACAGUCCCCGCCCCUUAUACCACUAGAACCAAUCAGAUCACAGUCCCCGCCCCUUAUACCACUAGAACCAAUCAGAUCACAGUCCCUGCCCCUUAUACCACUAGAACCAAUCAGAUCACAGUCCCCGCCCCUUAUACCACUAGAACCAAUCAGAUCACAGUCCCUGCCCCUUAUACCACUAGAACCAAUCAGAUCACAGUCCCUGCCCCUAAUGCCACUAGAACCAAUCAGAUCACAGUCCCCGCCCCCAAUGCCACUAGAACCAAUCAGAUCACAGUCCCCGCCCCUAAUACCACUAGAACCAAUCAGAUCACAGUCCCCGCCCCUAAUACCACUAAAACCAAUCAGAUCACAGUCCCCGCCCCUAAUGCCACUAGAACCAAUCAGACCACAGUCCCCGCCCCUAAUACCACUAGAACCAAUUAG
This is a messenger RNA of Pangasianodon hypophthalmus (striped catfish), 825 nucleotides long. RefSeq lists its product as uncharacterized. Bases 1 to 825 code for a protein of 274 amino acids. NCBI's taxonomy places the organism in Eukaryota, Metazoa, Chordata, Actinopteri, Siluriformes, Pangasiidae. The transcript is spliced from 4 exons. The record is from RefSeq and is a predicted model, not a curated record.